Molecule: messenger RNA, 7041 nt
Organism: Aspergillus tanneri
Lineage: Eukaryota; Fungi; Ascomycota; Eurotiomycetes; Eurotiales; Aspergillaceae
Gene: IML1
Product: vacuolar membrane-associated protein iml1
Exons: 7
Coding region: 1-7041 (2346 amino acids)
Biological process (GO): positive regulation of autophagy; intracellular signal transduction; carbohydrate metabolic process
Cellular component (GO): GATOR1 complex
Molecular function (GO): GTPase activator activity; hydrolase activity, hydrolyzing O-glycosyl compounds; carbohydrate binding
Source: RefSeq, a predicted model, not a curated record
AUGUCUAUACGCGGGCCUAUGAAGCGCUCACACCUAAGACAGGUGAGCGCAGCUAGUCUAGAUACUCUCUCCACAUCUCGCUCCUUGGGAGCACUCUCGCAUGAUAGCCCCAGUGAUCACCCCUCGACGCCAGAUGAAAGGACUGUCCGUUUAUCCUCUACUAUCUUGGACCGACGACAAUGUUCUCUUUGGGUCCAUGAUGAAGCCUUCGCCAAAGAGGAAAUCUUAUUCAAUCCGGCCGCCUUCGGUGACACGGAGGUGAACGUCGGCGAUGUCGUCGAGAUUCUGCCUGUUCGGCAUCACGGGGAUGGCGCGCAGCCUAAGACAGAUAUCGGUUCAAGAUCAUUGCGUGAUAGCCAUGUCGACUCGAGCUCAACGCUCCAUUCGGAUUCGAUGUCGAAGUUCAAAACUCCGCUCCAGAACCGUUGUCUGUUUGUGGUCAAAUCUCUCCCGCAUGAUAUCAAAACGCGACACCCGAAGCUGGAAAUAUCGGUGACUACCAGUAUCGCCAACACAUUUGGAUUUAAAAACAGAUCCACGGUUCAUAUCUCUAUUGUGGAUCGUACCCAGUGCGCUGCCUCUCAUGUGGACAUUGCUUUCCGAGAUCAGUUCAUGGUCCGCUCUGACAUGUGGAGAUUGGUUAUGUCGGAACUGGCAGAGAAGAUCGUUUACAAGGGACAGAAAAUUGUAUUCAUGGGUAGUAUCAAGGCCACUGUAAAGAGCAUCUUCAUUCGAGGCAAGAAGGUUCUCUCAGGCUAUUUCUCUCCCCAGACCAUCCCGGUAUUCCGCAGCGAAUCGGCAAAAUAUGUCUUGUUCAUCCAAAUGUCUAGAGAGAUGUGGAAUUUCGACUCAGAAGGAACGGGCGACAUACUCUUUAGCCGUGUGAUAAAUGGGUUUUUACCAGAGCUUUUUAAGCGAUGGGCGAAUUCAGACGUGAGGCAUCUGGUUACCAUUGUGCUAUUUACCCGAGUUGAGUACGAUACCUCAGCCAUAGGACCCUCUUCCACACUCAGCUCGGAGAAUUUAAAAAACAUGGCCAACCCGAAUAACGUCCCUACGCGAGAUUUUUAUCGAGUAGUAGUCAAUGAUAUGGCAAGCGGACAUUGGACUACGAUCUUGGACGAGUUGAAAAAGGAUUUUAGGACAUUCCUGAGGGAUGUUUCAAUUCUCAGGCCGAAUGAUACUGAUACAAUCACAAUCCCCGGGUUGAAGGCUUCCAAACAGGAUCAGCCCCCAACUAUUGCAGGGCGACCAAGUACGGCUCUUCGUGGCAAUAUUCUAGAGGCAAUCCACUUAGCAUCUUCUCACCUAGCCUAUGACCAUAUCGACCGAGACAUGGUACAUACCGGCACCUCGAUCAUCGUCAUAACUCCGGGAAGCGGUGUUUUCGAGGUAUCUUAUGAGUCGUUAGCAUCUACCACGGAGGCACUCACAAAUCGCGGUAUUGCUAUUGACUUAGUUUGUCUCAGCCCUAUGCCGCUCCAUUCCGUGCCUUUGUUCAAGUACCGAGAGCCAGUUCGAAGGCCGUCGAGCUCCUCAUUUGUUGAGAUUCAGAAUGGAGGAUUCUCUCCUGAGAUGCGUCACUCGUUCGCAAGCUUUGCGAAUCGGUCAUCUCAUAUUUCCCCCAAAUCUACUAUACACGAGGGGUUGGGCUUCAGGGGACAUUGGCAAUCAGGUUCUCGUGACUGGAGUUACGGAAUUCCUCAUUGGUUAGACAUAUCUUAUUGGAAUCCCGAAACCUACAGAGAGUCUCGACGAAUACUGAAGAAAGACCCCAACGCCCCAAUCCCAUUCACUGUAACAAAAAAGUCCAAAAUUUUCGUACCCAGGGUUCGCAUGUAUGAAAUCCAGAUGAAUGGGAUCAUGGAGAGUGAACAAUCCAACAUUUCAAUUCCUUACCUUUUCGAAGGGCAGAAAGGCACCCAACGUUCCAGCUCUGGAGUUAGCUUGAACCCGGCCAGUUUGGCUCCAACUAAAACCCCUUUUAUUCGCAACUCCCCCUUCAGGUACCAGCUAGGCGACAGCUUACGACCAGAUCCGUUUCUUCAGAACAUGGGGAAUCCCAAGGACAUGAUGUUGGCAAAGUCAAGGAAGGCUUCCUCAAAUUCAUCACUUGCAUGGAUGGACAAUUACGAUGACAGCGUGUUCAUACCGCUUCCGAAGCGACGCCAACGCCGGAAACCUUCAAAAGCGAAACGGCCUAGUGAGCCUGAUGUCCUGGUUUCCAGUGCGCACGAUCGAAUAUCUGCUAGAUCCAUCUCACAUCUACGAAAGCAUGAAACUUUUUCCAACGAGCGCGAUCAUCCCACAAGCUCGGAGCCUCGAAAAGUCGAUGCAUCUUUGGUUGUCCCCAAGAGCCCUGUCUCUAUUAAAAGUGCUUCUCCCAAAAAGCCAGCUUUGAAGGCCCCAUCGGCUGUGAAAUUACCGCGCAUAUCACGUACAAUCAGCUUUGCACUUCGCGGGCUAAGCUCUGCUCCGCCUAGAGCCCAGGCGAGCACUGAGAUCAAUGUGGAACACGCCAGAGGCUUACCAACAUCAAAUCAAAAAAGAAUCACAGGGAUGUUUGCUGAUACUAAAAGUGUUGAUUCCGCCAGCAUUUCUGACGCUGCAUCAACGUCAACAGUGAUUGACAUAUCGGCUCCGCCUGCAACACCUCAAAAGCCCAUAGAGAGCUCCUCCAUAACGCCGUCUCAGCCUAUAUCUAUCAAAGCGCCUCCGAAGCAGCCUUCCGAAGACCUGGAGCAGCCAGAACGCCCUGAGAUCACGGAAUCAUUUUCCACUACUGGCACUGAGAUUCCUCUAAAUGAGGAUGUCCUUCAUGAGCCUCAAGAGAAAAAGCGUGGCCCCAAAUUCGAGUUAACAGUAAAUGGUGGCCUACGUGGGACAUCAUCCAAAUCCUCACAUAACAAAGCACUGGCCCCUUGGGUUCGUUCGAUUAAUCCAUGCAAUACACCCAAAGAUGUCUUGCGGGAUACCUCUUGGUUUGGGCGAUGGCAACAUGCCUAUCCAAGACCGCCUCAUGUCGCUGUGGUCAAAUGGAAGAGUUUGAAGUCCCCUGCUAUCCUACCUCUUACAACAGAAGAAUUUCCAUCCGCGACUGAGCUUUCCUCAGAUUAUUUGCAAACGCCUUAUCGUGUUUUCCCGAACGACGACCCCGAAGGCAUUGAAGUCCCAAAAACUAGGGGUGCGCUUCUGCGUGAAAUGAUAUCCUUACGUCUUUCUCACGGAUUCCAGAUUGUGGUCGGGAAGACUGUAGUUGAGGUAUCCGGACAGCACUCGCUGCAAUCGCCAAAUGUUUUUGACACUCAAGAGCUGGAAAAAGACGGUGCUACUGUUUUCUUGUCUAAAGGCAACUCUAUCCAUAGGUUGAUCUGCAUUGGUGGCGCGGAGAUUGAGGUCACACGGUUCACCCAUAGAAUAUCCUCGACUCUAACGUCUGAGAAGAGAGACCACUUCGGCACAAAUUAUUCGCCUGCAAUGCGGACAAUCCUGAGCCCUGAAUAUAAAAUCAAAAACAUAAGACUCGAUUCGACGGUGGAAGAGUACAAUUGGAACUAUGCAGAUAACUACGUGGCUGGACAUCGUGAUUAUUUAUUUAACCCAGCCCAGCAGCUACAAUUUUGGCGUGUACGCUACGUGCUCAUACCAAUGCAACUGCAUGUCCACUCCCGGCGUCACAUCCAACCUUUCAACGAAGAUAACGAAGAGGAGAUCCAUUUACUCGGAAUUAACCAACUCACACAUAUAUGGCAACGUCACAAAUAUGUUCCUCCAGAAGAGAAGAGAUUCGAGAGCUCCAACAAAAAGAGGGAACAAAAUCCCCUUAACAUUAUGUACCAGACUCGAAAUCCACCAGAAGUGGUAGCAGCAGAGUUAGAUCGGAUCUUGCUUACCGAUCCCGGACUAGACAAUUCCCCGGCGCAGUUGUUACCGGAAUCAGAGUUACUUGAGCGGUCCAAUAUCAGCUUGUCAUCAUUGGCACAGAUAGUCCAGGGUGAUAAGGGUGUUCGGAUGAUGGACCGAAGGUGGCACUGGCGACUUCAUUACAACUGCUUUAUUGGUUUCGAGCUCACCACCUGGCUUCUUCAGAAUUUCCGCGACAUUGACACCCGAGAGGAAGCCGUUGAAUUUGGUAACGAGCUGAUGAAGCACGGUCUAUUUCAACACGUGCAGAAGCGACACAAUUUCCGGGAUGGUAACUACUUCUAUCAAAUCUCAAGCGAGUAUCGAGUCUCUCGCCCAGAGUCCCGCGGGAGCUGGUUCCCUCAGAUACUAUCCGAUAGAUCAGUUCCAUCUACCCCUGCAGGCGAGCGUCCGAGAGACUCCAUCGCCAGUGGUCAAUCCCGGACCAACAGUAUAGAUGACACCGUACCGCAAACACCAAAUACCCCGUCCAAAUCGAAGAACAAAGCUACCAUUAUGCUAUCCAAGUCGAUGAAAUACGAUGUCGACCCCCGCAAAAGGUCAAACCGGCCUGAGGUUAUUGACCUCCACUACGAUCGACUGCAUAAUCCAGAUAAUUGCUUUCACAUUGAGCUGAGCUGGAUGAACACCACUGCGAAAUUAAUUGAAGAUACUGUGCUCUCAUGGGCAGCCACGGCGGAAAAGUUCGGGCUCAAACUUGUUCAAGUUCCUAUUGCUGAGGCCUGCGCUAUUGACGAGACGCAACCGUUUCGAAAGCCACAUGUGGUCCAACUCAGAAUUCCCCCUCCGAGGCCUCCUGCUCCUACCAUAUUCAACCAAGGAUCAUUCUCGCAGCAGGGCACACCGGAUCGUCAUUUCUUUCAUAGGGCCCUCCUGCGAAAAUUUGAAUUCAUCCUGGACUUUGAAGCCGGAUCUGCGUUCCCUGCCGACGUCGAAGUGACUUACUCCUGGGGAAUACCAGAAUACCGUUACCCACAAUUUAUCCAUCGAACCGGUAGCAUUUUGGCCCAGAUUACCGAAAAUGGGGACUUUCUCUUCCUGGCCAAUCGGCUCGUUAGCACAAGAGGUGCCGCUAGUCGGGAAAUGCCCAGACACGACAGAACUGAUCAAUACCGAGCACGGUCGAGUACUUAUGACCCGAUGGAUCGUAUAUCGCCUCGACUGUGUCCCAUUGUCCGCCCGACUCACGAUGUGAGCAGCCCCAUCAGCCCUCAGAAUCAGAGCAGCUUAGACUCGGCCAACCUCUAUCGUGCCCCCGAACUUAUUCUUAACGCGUUUGCGGACUUCUGCAACGAUCAGGCUAAGCUCGAACAAUUCUACAGCGAAUUCUUCGUUCGUCCAGCAUCAACCAAAGUCGAACCCACCGUCACCUCACUUAUGGAUGCCUCCAUUCCUUCGCUUGAACUGCCGGCGAGUGUCGUCAGCCAUCAUAUCUCGCCUCCACCUAUGCUAUCAAGAAAUGCCCAGAAUUCGACGCUAUCAUCAAUUGACCCUAUACAACACGCCCGAGAUGAUGCCAAGGGGCCCCGAGGGAGUCCACGAAUCCAAAAUGACGUUCACCGAGGGAAUGUGGCAUCUUUGAGUGAAGGGAUCCUAGGUCUGAAGGCCGUACUUGUCGAGUACGAGUGGCUGACACUCUUUCGCAGGAAGACUUUGCUUUCACGUGCUAAGGGCGAUAUCACUGGACAUUCGUCGCGAUCUAUCGGAUACGUCGGUGACCAAACGACAGGAAACUCCCGUUGGGAUGAUGGAAACUUCUUUGAACGUCAAGGGUACACGCUCGCAGCUUUAGAUCUCGGCAUGGGAGAGAAGAUACAUGACCUUGGAGAGAGGUUCGGUCACUUGGUUAAAAACAGCCAGAGCGUCGAUAUCAAGAAUGAAGACGGUGGGACAUCGUCCGAACUAGCCUACAAAAACAUCCCACUCUACAUUAGUUCAAAAGGAUGGUGUUUUUAUAAACAAUCUAGGAAAAGUCAGUCUCGAAUUACAAUCAGAACGAACCACCAGAUUCAAUGUGUCGAUCGCCAGCGAGGAACUAGAAUACUUCAUCAUUUACGGAAACACGCCCAAGGAUAUUCUGGCCAGGUAUACGGUCUUGACUGGACGUCCCAGCCUGGUGCCUUCCUGGAGUUACAAUUUGUGGCUAACUACCACUUCAUGACCAACUAUAACUGGCAAACUGUCACCAGUUUCCUGAAUGGCUUCCGGGAUCGUGACAUCCUCUUAGGCUUCUUCCACUUUGACGGUUUCUGGAUGAAGUCUUACCAGUGGUGCGACCUUGAGUUUGACUCCGAAAUGUUCCCCGACGCUGCUAACUGCCUCAGGCGCCUUAAAGACCGAGCCCUACUCAUCAGUCGCACAGAUGGCUCCGUCUGGCAGUGGGACUACUGGCAAACCGGCAUGGCCAUCGUCGACUUCACCAACCUAGACGCCUGCGGCUGGUUUUCAUCUCACCUCCGACGACUCAUGGACAUGGGUGUAGCUUCGCAGAGCGCAUCCCAUACCGAAACAUCCAAUACGACAACGGCUUCGACCCUAGUCGUCUACGAGACUAUCAUCGACUGCUACAGACCCUAUAAAAGCCUCCUAUUUGCUCGCAGCACUGGCCCGGGCGGCCAAGCCUUUCCCAUCCACUGGGGCGGCGACUGCGAAAGCGCCUACCAAGCCGUGGCGGAGGCUUUCCCCGGUGGUCUAAGUCUCAUGCUAUCUGGGUACAUCUUCUGGGCGUCGGACAUCGGUUCUCUUCGUUGCGGGUCCCCUGGAUCUAUGGUGAAGACUGUGUCGUGCUCCUCGACGCCGUCAACCGGAAAAAUCCUCCUCAUGCCGUACAUCCUCACAGAGGCGCUUCUGGCCUAUUCCCAGGGAAACGAGCUCAUGAGACCCAUGUUCCUGGAAUUUCCAGAGGACCUGAACACCUACCCACUUGACACGCAGUACAUGUUCGGCAGGGAUCUGCUCGUGGCUCCUGUCUUCUUGGACGAAGGCACCGUGACGUUCUAUGUCGCCCCGCACUCCGGAGGAAGACGGGGCUGGAAAUGUCGGGAAAUGGGUCUCGUGGUUCGAUCAUUCCAAGACAUACGAGUCUGGUCGCUGGUAUACCGAGACUCGUGGGAUUGA